AUGAACCAGCCCUCCGUGCAUCAGCUCUACCAGCGCCUCGAGACUGUCGGAAAAGGCGCAUACGGUUCCGUUCACAAGGGAAGGCAUAUUCCUACAGGAAACAUCGUCGCUCUCAAAAUCAUCGACCUCGACACAGCAGACGAUGAUGUCGACGACAUACAGCGCGAGGUGGCUCUCCUGACACAAUUGCGCGACGCCCCGAACAUCACAAAGUACUACGGGUGCCAUCUGGAUGGUCCGCGCGUAUGGAUUGUCAUGGAGUUUGCCCAAGGAGGAAGUGUAUUCAAUCUAAUGAAGGCCUCCCCAGAAAACUGUCUCGAAGAAAAAUAUGUUGUCAUCAUCGUUCGCGAGGUCCUCCUCGCUCUCAGCUACCUCCAUAAAUCGUCCAUCAUUCAUCGCGAUAUCAAGUCUGCCAAUGUGCUGGUCACUUCCUCGGGCAAGGUCAUGCUAUGUGAUUUUGGUGUUUCAGCGCUUCUCGCGACCACUUCUAGCAAACGGAGCACCCUUAUUGGUACUCCAUAUUGGAUGGCUCCGGAGGUGGUUCAGCCUGUACCUGCAUACGACACCAAGGCGGACAUAUGGAGCCUGGGCAUCAUGAUAUACGAGAUGGUCAAAGGCAGUCCUCCACAUUCGAACAUGGUCGCCGCACGCGCCAUUCAGCUUAUUCCGAAAGUCAAACCACCCCGCCUUGCCGAAACGGAGGGGUCGAAAGACCUUCGAGACUUCAUGACAUUCUGUCUCACAGAAUCUCCAAACGAUGUACGUGAUCUUUCGGACUUUCUCGCUGCUAAUACUCAUUAUUUUCUCAGCGAUUACCUCCCGAGGAGCUAUUGA
Heterobasidion irregulare TC 32-1 is the source of this 834-nucleotide messenger RNA. RefSeq lists its product as uncharacterized. NCBI's taxonomy places the organism in Eukaryota, Fungi, Basidiomycota, Agaricomycetes, Russulales, Bondarzewiaceae. Bases 1 to 834 code for a protein of 277 amino acids. Gene Ontology annotation, cellular component: cytoplasm. Gene Ontology annotation, molecular function: protein serine/threonine kinase activity; ATP binding. Gene Ontology annotation, biological process: protein phosphorylation; regulation of MAPK cascade; MAPK cascade. The record is from RefSeq and is a predicted model, not a curated record. The transcript has a single exon.